GUUGCAGCCAAUGACGAGAACAGUAGCACUGUGCCCGCUGUGUACAGCACUCCCAAUACUACCCCCAAAGACAAUCCAGCUGCUGAAACAGUGAGCACUGACGGGGAAACCGAUACCUCCCAACCAACCGAGGCGACCACAAGCCCGAAUACAUUUAAGCAUGCGGAUACUACUGAGACCUCAACUGUAGUCCCCACGUUGAACGAGCUUGUGGAAUCCGAGGGCGUCACCUCAACGGAAGCCACUCUGCAGAGUACUGAAGUGCCCUCGAAGGCAUCAGUGAACAGUAAAGGGGAAGAACUGUUAUCCGAGUCUAAAGAGGCUCUUGCGGAUGUUUUUGAGAUUACCGGGGUUCCUACAACGACCGAUUCGACGGUCAAACAGGAUUCUACAACGCUUUUGGCAACAACCCUCUCUACAACGCCGGCAACAGAGACCUUAAGGUCGAGUACGGUAGAUACCCUUCAAAGCCCUACGGAAGCGCAGUUGGACGUUUCGAACCUGAGCAAACUGUACUCACCGGACGGACCGCGAGAUGUCGAAGUACGCUGCAGAAUCAUCCCGGAUAUUUCACCCUGUACACAGGCGGACCGCGGAGUUCAUUGGUACUUUGAUGCCAUUGAACAGCGUUGCCUUUCGACGACAGACUGCAUCUCCAAUGAGAAUAACUUUGAGAGUGAGCUGGAGUGUAUGACUGCAUGUCAUCAUAAAACACGUAAGUUUACUAAAAAAGGGUAUGCCUCUAUUCCAUUUUCGUGA
Dibothriocephalus latus is the source of this 759-nucleotide messenger RNA. The record is from the annotation of a GenBank genome assembly. NCBI's taxonomy places the organism in Eukaryota, Metazoa, Platyhelminthes, Cestoda, Diphyllobothriidea, Diphyllobothriidae.